UAAAUCAGAGUGAUAAAUUCAUUAUUACUCACCUAAUAAGAGUAGCAAUGUGUCAAGUAGUCCGUCGGCGCGCUUGCCCACAGUCACCAACGCCAACGAUCCCAACUCGAAAUGCUGUCCAGGCCGAGGCGUGUACCCGCUUCCACCCUCCCCAACGACUCAACCCGCACCGCCACCGCCGCCGCUGCCUCCGCCUCCGCAGCCACCCUGCUCUCCAUCCUCCGCGGGGCCGAUCCCGUCCGCCUCCUCCCCGCGGCCGGCAUCGCCCCGACGCCCGUGCUGCUCCAGCACCUCCGCCCCGCGCUACCCACCCUCUCCGACUCCGCGAUCCUGGCCCUCGCCCGCUGGGUCGGCCCCGCCGACGCCGGCUCCCUCCUCGCCUCCCGCGGCCUCUUCGCCGCCGCCUGGCGCCUCCUCCUCUCCUCUUCCUCCCCGGCCCCUUCCCUCGCCGCGUUCGCCCCGCUCCUCCGCCGCUACGCCCGCCUCGGCUGCGCCACCGCCGCGGUCCGCGCGUUCCGCUUCCUCCACCGCCACCCCGACCGCUACACUGUACACGACGAUGGAGAUGGCGACGGCGACGAUUCCUCGUCCGCCGCCGCGGUCUCCCCGUUGAACCUGGCCGUGGACGCGCUCUGCAAGGAGGGCUACCCGCGCGCCGCUGCGCAGCUCGUCGAGCGGCUUCGUCGCGAGGAGCCCGGGUGGGCGCCCGACGUGCGGGCCUACAACAUCCUCCUCAAUGGAUGGUCCCGCGCGCGCCGGCUUGACAAGGUGGAGAAGCUCUGGGCUGCGAUGCGCCACGCGGGCGUGCGGCCGACGGUGGUGACAUACGGGACCCUCAUCGACUCUCUCUGCGUCAUGCGGCGGCCGGACCAGGCGAUGGGGCUCCUUGACCAGAUGCGGGAUGAGGGGAUCGAGGCCAAUCUGCUCACCUGCAACCCCAUCGUGUACGCGCUUGCGCAGGCUGGCCGAUUUUGGGACGCACACAGGGUGCUCGAGAAAUUUCCCCUGUACGGUGUCGAGCCGAAUAUCUCCACAUUUAACUCUCUCGUAUUGGGAUACUGCAAGCAUGGGGAUCUUGCUGGGGCUAGUAGUGUGCUCAAGGCAAUGCUGGGGCGGGGCAUUUCACCAACCGCAAGGACAUACAACUAUUUCUUCAUGGUCUUUGCCAGGAGUCGCAGUGUUGAGUUGGGGAUGAAUCUCUAUAGCAAGAUGGUCAACAAUGGCUAUGCGCCGGACCGGCUCACCUACCACCUCCUGAUCAAGAUGUUGUGCGAGGCGAAUCGGCUUGAAUUAACAGUGCAAAUGAUUCAGGAGAUGAGAAGUAGUGGUUUUGAGCCGGAUCUAGUGACCAGCACCAUGCUGAUACAUUUGCUUUGCCGGCGCCAUCAGUUUGAGGAGGCUUACGCAGAGUUUGAGCAUAUGUUUGAGAGAGGGAUUGUGCCGCAAUAUAUCACUUACCGGAUGCUUAUGAAAGAACUCAAACGGCUCGGCUUGGUUGAACUGGUUCAGAGGUUGACAGAUCUAAUGCGCUCGGUACCACAUUCUACAAAGUUACCGGGCAGUUACAGAGAUAAGGAAGGAUAUGAUGCUAUAGAGAAGAAGAAAUCAAUAUUACAGAAAGCUCAGGCUGUUUCAGAUGUUUUGAAGGAGUGUAAAGAUCCAAAGAAACUGCACAAGCUCAAAAGUGCUGAAGAAACUGAUGUGGAGGUUGCAGAUAGGAUAGUAGCCAACAUUAGGAGAAGAGUAUAUGGAGAUGCCUCUAGGACAGGACCAGAUCUAUCUUGAACCUGGAUGUGCAAUGUGUAAAAUUAUCAAUAUUAAUUGCAUGAUGAUGGGUUUAGCAGUCAGUUGCAUUGUUCAUCUGGAAAUAUGAUCACCUAAGCAAUUUUUGUUCACAUGGUCCAUAUAUUUUGUCCGAGGACUUAGGACUUAUAGUUUAUCAUUUGGGAUCCCGAAAAAGAAAAUAGUAGAUUGUGAGGCACAAUGGUUAUUUGAUUGUUUCCCUAGGCUGGAUAUCCUCAAUGAGUGAUCCAUCUGUACAAUGUUCUGAUUGCUGUAGAGAGAUCCAUCAUCUUGACAAAAUCAUCAGCUGAUGGCAAAUUUCUGAUGUGAGU
Molecule: messenger RNA, 2114 nt
Organism: Phragmites australis (common reed)
Lineage: Eukaryota; Viridiplantae; Streptophyta; Magnoliopsida; Poales; Poaceae
Product: pentatricopeptide repeat-containing protein At5g11310, mitochondrial-like
Exons: 1
Coding region: 112-1785 (557 amino acids)
Molecular function (GO): protein binding
Source: RefSeq, a predicted model, not a curated record